Mya arenaria is the source of this 3310-nucleotide messenger RNA. Its product is annotated as hemocyte protein-glutamine gamma-glutamyltransferase-like. Lineage: Eukaryota; Metazoa; Mollusca; Bivalvia; Myida; Myidae. The record is from RefSeq and is a predicted model, not a curated record. The transcript has 16 exons. The coding region runs from base 183 to 2474 and encodes 763 amino acids. Gene Ontology annotation, biological process: peptide cross-linking. Gene Ontology annotation, molecular function: protein-glutamine gamma-glutamyltransferase activity.
AGCACACAAAAUAAAUAAGUAAAAACCCUACCAAGAUGUGGGAUUUUUUUCUCGGUGAAGUGCCUGUGCGUCAGAAUAUAUUUUACGCGAUGCGGAUUGUCGGUGGAUCUCCAUACGUGUACGUCUUUACAGGACUGUAGUUGACAUCUGUUUGAGCAUUUGAGGCCCGGUCGGAAACUCCAAUGUAUCUACACAGAAGUAGUAGGCGCUUUGACCUUUCGUCAGGCCGCUCGAGAAGAUAUGUAGACACCUCCUCGUACACCCCGUCAAGGUUUCGACUAAGAACGUUGCAUGGGAGGAACGUUUGGGUGUUCUCCAAUCAGCCACAGGAUGAGGAAGUUGAUGAGGCAAACGUACUUCAAGUUGUUGAAGUCGACCUUGAUAUUCGUCACAAUACGCAUGAACACCAUACAAACGAGUUUGACAUCACCGAUUCCCGCGUAUACGAUUCCCGGAAGUUCCUGGUCAUACGGCGUGGUCAAACGUUUCUUGCCCAUGUGACCUUUAGCCGCGCGUUUGAUCCAAAGAAGGACGACUUGAGAAUAGUGUUCGAAUAUGGAAAAUGUCCCUUAGCAUCAAAAGGGACACGGGUUGAGCUCAUUUUGUCGGAUAAAGACGUGGCAAACGAAUGGGGAGCCUGGAUCGAGUCCAGUAAAGACGCUUUGACAUCACUUCAAAUAGUGACGCCACCAACAUUAGUCAUUGGAAAAUGGAAGUUGAAAAUCGACGUCAUAAAGCGCGAGGACGCAAAGGAAACGACAUAUAGAUACGUGCACAAGGACCCAAUCUAUAUUCUCUUCAAUCCAUGGUGCAAAGACGACAGCGUAUACAUGAAUGACGAAAGCGGUAAACUGCUUGGUGAGUACAUUUUGAACGAGACGGGGAAAAUAUACGUGGGAAACAGCAGGAAAAUUGGUCCAAGAAUGUGGGUGUUUGGUCAGUUUACAGGUAAUGUGCUUGAUUGUGUCCUGUCCCUUCUAGACCAAGCAGGAAUUAAGGACCAGACGAGGAGCAACCCCGUCAUUAUGGCAAGAAAACUGUCAGCUCUGGUGAAUUCCUCCGAUGACAACGGUGUGUUAACGGGCAAUUGGAGUGGGAACUAUACGGGCGGCACUUCGCCUCUGGAAUGGACAGGAAGUACCGCAAUUUUGGAGCAGUACUACCGCACCAAAAAGCCGGUCCGAUACGGACAGUGCUGGGUAUUCUCCGGAGUCCUUACUACCGUAUGCAGGGCCUUGGGAAUCCCGGCUCGAACUGUAACCAACUUCUCGUCAUCACACGACAGCGACGGGAGCAUCUCCAUCGACAAACACUUUAACACCGACGGCGAACCACUCGAAGAAUACAACUGUGACUCUGUCUGGAACUUCCACGUUUGGAAUGACGUGUGGAUGGCGCGUCCGGACCUCCCUGCCGGAUAUGGCGGGUGGCAAGCUAUCGAUGCUACACCACAGGAAGCAAGCGAUGGUGUCUACUGUAUGGGUCCGAUGUCUCUGCGCGCUAUUCGGGAAGGAAAAGUGAGCCUGCAGUACGACGGACCGUUCGUGUUUUCGGAGGUUAAUGCGGACGAGGUCUACUGGGUGGUCCGAGAGGAUGGUUCCGCGGAGAAACAGGGCAUGAACAAAUACAGUAUUGGAAAACAUAUCAGUACAAAGUGUGUGACCGGUGCAGGCAACACGACACAAUCGUCUAGAGAUGAAAGAUUGUGUAGCGACAUAGAGAGGGAAGAUGUCACCGACCAGUACAAGUUUAAGGAAGGCUCGGAAGAGGAGCGUGCAGCUGUAAGGGAGGCAAACCUCCACUCCACCGUGGAGGGCAUCUACAAGACCGGGGACGAGGACGUGGAAUUCCAAAUCAACUAUGACGUGGACACCUUUGUGGGCGAAGAAAUCAAGGUCACCCUAACCGCGCGGAAUAACAGCACCGACAAUCGAACCGUGAAGGGCACCCUAGUUAUCGGCACGGCCUACUAUACAGGCGUCUUCCACAAGGAGGUGUUGAAAGAGAAAUUGGAUGUGGUCCUGAAUCCUAACAAAGAAAAGGAGCUAGAGUUCAAAGUCGACGCUGAAAAGUACCUUGAACACCUCGUGGACCACUGUAUGAUCACCAUCUCGUGCGUCUGUGUCGUCCAGGAGACCAGACAACACUUAAUCGACCGGGACGAGCUCAGACUAAGGAAACCUACGCUCACUGUUAAGGCACCCGAGUCUUCCGGCCAUGGACAGAGUUUCAAGGUAGAUGUAUCGUUUGAGAACAAGCUUCCAGUUCCGCUCACCAAAUGUGAGCUGCGCGUGGAAGGACCGGGGCUGCAGAAACCCGUCAUCUAUAGACAACCGGACGUGGAUGCCAAAGGGAAGUUUAUCGCCACGUUUCAAAUGACGCCGGUAAAGAGUGGUAAACGUGAUGUUGUCGUCUAUUUCAACAGCCGUCAAAUAUCUGGCGUCACCGCAUGCCACUCCGUCCAAGUGAAGUAGCUGACUUCUGAGCAUUAGCAUUUCAGAUGUGUUCCAAGAAACACCACUGAUAAUUUGUUAUUCUUACUCACGAUUUGGAACAAAUUAGUUUGUUUGACAUUUUAAAUAAAAGUGUUCAACCCUUUAGUAAGAAAUUAUGUAAGAAAUUGUAAAUGCUUUGAGCGAAUUAUAAACAUUUACCUCUUUGUUUCGGAAAUGCCAAAUUAAUUCUAUGUUUAACGUCAUCACCAUCGGGCGGAUAGGUUUUCAGCCUUUAGAAUGAAGGAAAACAUAAACCAUAAUUAAGAUUAAAAAAAACAUGGAUAGUUUUUAAAGCUGAAUAAUAAUGAUAAUAAAUAAUAAAAUGAGUCAAUGCGUAAACUUAAGUCAGCCAAAGGUUCAAAAUCUUGUAAGAUGGACCUGCACAUCCAUAUGGUGUAGUCGUUGGUAAGAUAUGUAACCACGGGCAACUGUAGAUUUACACGUCUGUUGUUGUUUUUCAAACUGAAAUAUACAUUUUUCGAUCUUACCAUGAUGUGUAUGUCAUGCAAAAGUAUGUAAUAUGAACCUUAGGCUACCCAUAACAUUAUUUUGGUACACCCUUACUGUAUACAAAGCUUUUGUAGUAUUAUAUUUAGUUACUGCUGUAUUACUUCUUUUGUCACCAUGUUACAUAAAAAUAUAUAUCUUUAAAAUAAACAUGUAUAAUAAUGCUUGAACAUUAAAUACUUGAGUGAAUAUUUAAAACGCCAACCUAUUAUAUACACAUGUUUUCAAUGUUAUGAUAGCUUCACAUUUGUUAUACAAGUCUGUUUGUUAAAGCAGUAUAAUCAUAUCAAAUAUAUACACAGAUAUUU